AUUUUGGAUAACGAGGCGUUGUGCAACGAGCUCGCCCUCCAUCUCCAGUCGAAGGGCAAGUACAUCUCACGCCAGGAUGUCGUCGAUUAUAUCGACUGUCCGGAUGUGAGGAGCCGAUACGGGAUCCACAAGGGUAUAUCGCUGGCUACUGCGGGGGAAUGGCUGUGGCGGAUGGGCUACAGAUGGCGUAGGACUCGUUGCGGGCAGUACGUUGAUGGUCACGAGCGGCGCAAUGUCGUAUGGUACUGCCAGAAGGAAUUCUUGCCCGCUAUCACUGAGGCAGAGCACCAAACAUGCACCUGGAUCCUCACACACCUCGACACGCUCGGCCCACUACCUCGUAAUCGCUUGCUUGUCAUCAGGUUCCACAAUGAGUCUACUUUCUACGCUAAUGAUCGACGCGAUGUUGUCUGGGUUCACAAGGACAGCACACCUACACCUCGAGCAAAGGGAGAAGGAGCAUCGUAUAUGGUGGCCGAUUAC
Schizophyllum commune H4-8 is the source of this 483-nucleotide messenger RNA. RefSeq lists its product as uncharacterized. The transcript has a single exon. The annotation marks the transcript as partial. NCBI's taxonomy places the organism in Eukaryota, Fungi, Basidiomycota, Agaricomycetes, Agaricales, Schizophyllaceae. The record is from RefSeq and is a predicted model, not a curated record.